Messenger RNA from Sipha flava (yellow sugarcane aphid), 2469 nucleotides. RefSeq lists its product as uncharacterized. The transcript is spliced from 4 exons. NCBI's taxonomy places the organism in Eukaryota, Metazoa, Arthropoda, Insecta, Hemiptera, Aphididae. Bases 1 to 2469 code for a protein of 822 amino acids. Gene Ontology annotation, biological process: DNA repair; telomere maintenance. The record is from RefSeq and is a predicted model, not a curated record. Gene Ontology annotation, molecular function: DNA helicase activity.
AUGACUUACGUAAAAAAUUAUGGUAAACCAGAUUUAUUCAUCACGAUGACAUGUAAUCCACAGUGGCCCGAGAUAUUAAAUAAUAUCCAUACUAAUUCAAAACCUCAAGACAGAUACGACAUAGUAAAUCGAGUUUUUCAUUUAAAGGUACGAAAGCUGUUAACUCUCAUUAAUAAACAUAAUAUAUUUGGCCCUCCACGGUGUUUUAUGUAUACGGUUGAAUGGCAAAAGCGUGGGUUACCACAUAUACACCUUCUUCUUUGGCUUACAAACAAAAUCCAACCAGACCAAAUUGACAGUGUAAUUACAGCUGAAAUACCAAAUAAAGAAGAAGAUCAAGAACUGUAUGAUAUUUUUGUAAAGCACAUGGUUCAUGGACCAUGUGGGGCUUUUAACCAUAAUUCACCAUGCAUGAUUGAGGGGAAGUGUUCUAAGAAAUUCCCAAAACAAUUUCAGAACAAUACCUCUUCUGGUGACGAUGGCUAUCCAAAGUAUAGAAGAUUAUCAUCCAAAGAAGUAUUUGAUGGUAAUAUUAAUGUUGAAUUAUGUAGUUCUAUAAAGUCGAUAAAAUAUGUAACUAAAUAUAUUAAUAAAGACAGCGAUCAAGCUACGUUUAGCGUGCAGUCGACAGAUGAAGUGGACCAAUAUCAGUCUGGUCGCUACAUUUGUAGCUCAGAAGCAAUUUGGCGGAUUUUAUCAUUUAGUAUACACGAGAGAGCACCAACUGUUAUCCAUCUCGCAGUUCACUUAAAAAAUGGUCAAAGGGUAUAUUUUUCAGAAAGUAAUGUAAGUGAUGUUGUUGAUAAUCCGCGAGAUACGACACUAACAGCGUUUUUUAAAUUAUGCGCAGAAGAUGAAUUUGCUAAAACGCUCACUUAUGAUAAAAUUCCAAGUUACUAUACAUGGAAUCAGGUUGAUAAAAAGUUUAAUCGGCGUAAACAAGGAACUGUGGUGGAAGGGCACCAUGGUGUCAAAAAAACCGAUGCUCUGGGCAGGGUAUAUACAAUCCAUCCUAACAAUACCGAGUGUUUUCACUUGAGGAUGCUGCUCCAUAUAGUUAAAGGUCCAACUUCUUUUCAAAGUCUUCGCACAGUGCAAAAUGUCAUUUAUGAUACUUUUCAAGGUGCAUGCAAAGCGUUGGGUUUAUUGGAUGACGAGUCUCAUUGGAAAAACACGCUAUCAGAAGCGUCUAUAUGUUGUACACCUAAAUCACUAAGAUGUUUAUUUGCUAUCAUGCUAACGUUUUGUCAAAUUACUGAUCCUUUGAUGCUUUGGCAAAAUUAUCGUGAAAAUAUGGCCGACGAUAAACUGCAUCGAAAACGACAGGAAUUGUCAUCAAAUGAUAUUAGUUUUGACCAAAGUAUAUUUGAUGAAGCUUUAUUUGAAUUAAACAAAGAAGUAGAAGUUUUAUCGGGAAAAUCUAUCUAUAUGGUGGAAAAAUUGCUCUUUCGUGACGAUACUAUGAGUGUCUGUAACGUUUCAAAGCAAAGUGGUACUGGUAAAUUGAUGCAGGACUGUAGUCUAAUUAUUUGGGACGAAGCGUCAAUGUCCCAAAAAACUCCAGUUGAAGUUUUAGAUAGAACGAUGCAAGACUUGCAUCAUAAUAAUAGUCCUAUGGGUGGCUGCACAGUGUUGUUCUCUGGAGACUUCCGUCAGAUCUUGCCUGUGGUUACAAGAGGGUCAAGAGCUGAUGAAGUCAACGCGUCUUUAAAAAGAUCCUACUUAUGGCCUUACAUAAAAAUAUUAGAACUUAAAACUAAUAUGAGAGCGCUAUGUACAGAUCAAUAUAAUAUAAAUUUUGUCAAAGAUUUACUUUUAAUAGGCAAAGGAGAAUUUCAAGCAAGGAAUGAUAAAAUAAAUAUUAAAAAAAGGGCUAUUUUGUCACCAACAAAUGAGCAAGUCGACAAAUUAAAUGAUUUGAUUCUAUCUAGGUUUGACGCUCAAUCACAAAUGUACUAUUCAGUUGAUACAGUUUUAGAAAAAGAGGAUGCAGUCCAUUCCCCAACUGAAUUUCUUAACUCUUUAACGCCUUCUGGAGUCCCACCACAUACACUGAUUUUAAACAUAGGGGAACCCAUUAUUUUAAUGGGAAAUUCGAGCCCACCCACACUUUGCAACGGUACAAGACUACAAAUCAAAAAAUUGAGAAGUUCAUUACUCGAGUACAUAAUAUUUACAGGCUGUGGUAAUGGAAAAACUGUUUUAAUACCAAGAAUACCAAUUAUACCCUCAGAUUUACCUUUUAAGUUUAAACGUAUUCAAUAUCCCGUUAAAUUAGCAUUUACAAUGACUAUAAAUAAAGCACAGGGACAAACACUUAACGUUGCUGGAAUUGACCUAAGCGUUCAAUGUUUUUCUCGCGGUCAACUAUACGUCGCCCUGUCACGUGUGACAUCCAAAUUUAAUUUGUAUAUUUUUGCCCCUGAUCCAGAAAAAGUUGAUAACAUUGUUUACAAAGAAAUUUUUUAA